Molecule: messenger RNA, 14536 nt
Organism: Nematostella vectensis (starlet sea anemone)
Lineage: Eukaryota; Metazoa; Cnidaria; Anthozoa; Actiniaria; Edwardsiidae
Exons: 51
Coding region: 312-14024 (4570 amino acids)
Biological process (GO): neuromuscular synaptic transmission
Molecular function (GO): protein binding
Source: RefSeq, a predicted model, not a curated record
GACAACAUUGGCCCAUGCGUGAGCUCGCACCAACUAACCGUAAAAAAAAAGUCGACACUUUCGACACUAUUGUAAAAGUUACAACACGAGAUACUGCUUAAAACUUUCGUAAAGAACUAAUCUUAACUAGUGGAAAAAAAUUCAAGUCUGUUUUAAAAUGGAAGAGGUUUACUUAUGGGGGCUAAGCUCGUUCUAGUCGGGGAAUGAGCGAUGAUGCUCCUCUUGAACGAGGUUUACGUUCCUAAACGAGCUGGUCGUAAAUAAUGAAUUUUACGUGUUAAAGCAGUUUGAAGGAGAUAAUUGCAAUCAAUAUGAAUCGCAGUCAAUCUUGGAGAGCCAUUCCGUCGGAUGGUUCGGGACAAAGCGAGGGGAGGAGAGCGACUUCGCAACCAAAUCUAGCACCUGAAAGCGCAGCCGCGGUGAAAGACGGAUCACGGAGCUCAAAAUCAACUAUUGAUGAACUACGAAGAAAACUAGUACACUUGAAUAAAGAAUUAGAUCAAGAACGUGUCUAUGUCAAGCAACUAAGGCGAGAAAAGUCUGUGGAGUUGAGACAUCUUCGCGAAGAUGAACAGAGAAAAGCCUCGACCCAACUCACCGAACUGAGGUCCAAACUCCACAAGGAGAAACAGAACGAACUCACCGCUCAGAAGGAACAACUCCACAGAGAGAAAGAACGGGAGAUUAUCCAGAUUAUAAAGCAAAAGGAUGACGCAUUGAGGACUGCACAGCAUGAAUGGGCCAAGGAUAGGGAAGAAUUAAAGGGUAAAUUACGCGCCGAGGUUUGGAGUGAGGCAAAAGAGGAAGCCAAGAAAGAUUCCGAGCGCGAAAAAGUCCGACUCGAGCAAGAGAUCUUUGACCUUAGAAGGCAACGAAAAGAGGUAGAAGAUGCCCUAAAAAUUAUACAAGACGCUGAUAAAAGAAAAGCUGACGAAAUCAGAAGGAUAUUUCACGAACAUGAAGUGGAUAUGGACAAAUUCAAGCGGAAUUCUUGGCAAGAAAGCCGACGGCAGAUGUCAGAGAUUCGUCAGCUACUGAACAUCAUAGAGCAGCUAGAACACAAACUUGGAUUAGAAUCAGGACAUAUUACCAGGCUGCGGCUUGAAAAGGAGGGUUUGUACGACGAGCUGCGGCGCAAGGCUGGGUCGUUUGACGCAUGGGAUAGUAUGAUGUCAUCUUCAUUGAGACCCGAAAAUGAAAUCAAUGGGAGCACUUCUCCAAAAAUGGAUCGAACCAAUGGGAGUCAGGAGCUUAGGUCGCUCCAAAGAAAAAAUGUGGAGCUUAGCUCACUUGUCAAAAAGCUGGAUGAGAAAAACCAACAACUUGCCACAAGGAAUGCAGAGCUGAUGUCAGAAUUGGAAAACUCCAACAAAGAACACAGAGACAAGAACAAAAGGUUGGAGAAGAAAAACCAAGAGCUCACACAGAACAGCAGAAAACUGGAAACCAAGAACAAAUUGCUAUUAGAAGAACUCAAUAGCUUAAAGAAAAAGAACUCAGUAUCUAGUAAAGAUGUGGGUAUGCGCAAAGGUGUGCGCCCCCGCGGGCAGGCGCCCACAGAUAAUGAUGAGUUUGCUGCUCAUAAACAACAAAUCAAGGAACAGGCAAAAAUGAUAGAAGGACUGAAGCAAAGCCUUGUGGAGAAAGAAAGGAGAAUUGAUCUUCUAAAGGAAAGAAAUCGUAAAAAUAAGAAAUCUAUGAUACCUAGACUUACCGUCUCUAUGGAUACUGGCUCACCUGAUGAAGAUGCUGCCUCUAUCCAAUCAGACAUGAGUGAUGUAUCUGAAAUGUCGUCUGCUGAUUCUGAUGCCCAAAAGUUUAAGAAGUUAACCAAAGAGUUACUAGCCUUGGAGAGGGCAUAUGCAUUACUGCAGGCUCAGGUUGGCAGUACAAUGGACUCGGAGAGAGAGGAAAUGGAGAGACAGCAGCUUCAGUCAGACUUGAUAGAAAGCCAAGCAAGGAUUCAUGAGUUGGAGAGAAUGCUUGAUAACAGUUCUCAGGUUGGUGUUGGAGAACUUAAUCAGCUCCAGGCAGACAACAAAGUUCUCUAUCAGAAACUGGUGGCUGCGGAAAGUGAAAGGAACAGGGCUGUUUCUGAACUCUCCAAGUACAAGGAGGAUAUAAAAGACCUUCAAGAUCAGAAAGACCUGUUGGAGUUUGAACUUGAAGAAAUCUCUCAACUCUCUUGUGCAGGUUCUGAAGAUGACUUUAGUCCACUGCGAACACCAAAAGGCAGGGGGGAGAAGGACAUAUCUGUUCCAUUGUCAUUGGAGGAGAUCAAAACAUGUUUGGAAGAAAUAGAGACCGAAAAGAAUGCUCUCAGCAGCAAAGAUGUGGCGGCUCUUCAGGCAGCACGUACAAACCUAGGCAUCAUGUCACAGAGAAUCAAUCGUCUGGAAGCUACCGAAUCAGUUCUUCGAUCUAAAGUCAAAGAUCUGGAGGAAAAGAGCAACCUUGAGACGUUUGAUUCGAAGCACACAGCAAUUGCACACGAUAGCUAUGAGCUAAAUGACAUUACUGACUUACCGGAGAUCGAUCGCCAUAGUACUGAAACACCCCGCGUGCCAAAGACAUUCGACAGUCGAUCUUAUCAGGAACAUGAUGGCCAUGAAUCACAGGCCUUGCUUGAACCAAUCGAUUUGCUAUCAUGCAAGGGAGGCACUGAAAUAGAGUUCCUGGACAAGGAAUGUGGUACGGACUUGUCUUGGAGCGAUGUUUGUGAUAUGGAACGGUUCUACCAUGACUUCCUAAUGAGUGGUGAUCUCCCACAAACAACAACCCCAUAUUUCCAGGUUGCAGUAGAAUGUACAGUUAAAGAAUGUUCUACGGAUCUUUCCUGGCCUACCAUGACUGACAUGGAACGGGUAUAUAACGAAUUCUUAGAAAGUAAAACAAUUUCUGGAAAUCUGAGAGAUGUUCAAUUCGAGGACAAAGAAUGUAAUACUGAUCAAACUGGGUAUAUUGAAUCAGUAUCUUUUGUUGAGAAAGGUGAUUUUGAAGUUACCGAGAAGGAUUGUAUGACCGACUUGGCCUGGAGAGACAUCGAAGAGGCCGAAGCAAACUACAAGGGCUUUCUUAACAAUAUAGAGGAAAUGGAAGAGAAAUUGGCAACAUUCAAUUUGGAGAAAUGUAAUGAACAAGGUACUAUGACUGAGCCUUCUUGGAAAGAUGUUGAAAGCGAAAGUACAGAGACGCACGAUAAACAGAAGGCUAAUGGAAAUGAAGUUACUUCAUGUGACAUUGAGACCACUACGGAUUUUAGUAUGGAGAUCUUAGAGCAUUUGGAAAACUUUUACUUGGAGAGAUGUCAGGUCGAGCACGUUGAUCGUGGGUGUAAUACUGAUAAUGACGUCGAAUGGCCUGCACACUUGACGGAAGCUCCAAGGGUAGAUACUGAAGAUCAGGCUGUUGCUACAGAGAUUACUCUUGAAGGACUCAGGACACUCGAGCAAGGGUACGAGGACCAAGUUCACGAAGUCGAGCAACUGAAAUCCUUCUUGUUAGCGCUUGGUAAAGAUACCGACGAGAAAUCUUGUAGCACCGACUUGACACUGGCUUACAUCGAGCAGCUUGAGUUAUACCGAGAGAUGGAAGUAAAGAGUUGGAGUUCUGCUGAAGGGAAAGACAGUAGUACAGAGACUGAAAUAACCGCCAAGAAUGAUGUAGAUAUGGAGUAUGUUACGAGUAGGGAAGGUAGCAAGGACCUUGAGAUAUCGUACCUAGCAAAAGUGAUGAAGCUAGAGGCAAUCGUCCAGUCCUAUGAAGACCUAUCAAGUUCUAUUGAAGUGAAGGAUAUUAACAUAGAGGCAAGUGAAGAAGGUGCUGGAUGCACACAGAAUGGUGGGAUGGUAGAUCAGGGAACUACAACACGACUCCGAUGGAAAGAUGUUGAGGAACCUGAAAUAUCAUAUAAGGCGGAGAUUAUGAAGCUACAGGCUCUCAUGAGUAAUGAGACAAGUACUAAUGAAUGCAUGACUGAUUUGCGAUGGAAAGAUAUCCAUGAACUUGAAAGCGCGUACCAGGACUUGCUCGAGGAAAUGCAGGUGAUUUCUGUUAAACUGAUUAAGACCGAAAAUCUGGAAAGAUCCCACAAGUCGGAGAUCGAAAACCUACAAAUCGUCGUUGACUCUUACAAUACUCGCAACAAAGAGAUUAUCACUAGUGAAUGCAUGACAGAUUUGCGAUGGAAAGAUCUCAGUGAACUUGAAAGCGCGUACCAGGACUUGCUCGAGGAAAUGCAUGUGAUAUCUGAGAAAUUGAUGAAGGCCGAGGAUCUUGAAUGCUCUUACAAGACGGAAAUUUCGAAGCUACAGGCGAUUGUCGACUCGUUCAACAAGGAAACGAGUGAAACUGGGUGCAUGACUGAACUGCUUUCAGAAGACAUAGGGCAGCUGAAACUAUCUUAUCGAGAAGUACUUAAGGAAUUACAGUUGAUUAGUGAGAAGAUGGAGAAGGAUGUUAGGGAAAAGAUGACUGAAAAUAAAGAAGUGAUGACCGAGUUUUCCGUAAAGGAUAUUGAACUUCUGGAGACUGCAAAUAGCGAGGAAACAUACGUAAGCCAUGAAAGAGGUACCGAUCGAGAGAUGAUGACAAGCCUUAGUUUAGAACAAUUGGACCUCCUUGAAAAAUCGCACCUGGAUCAAUCGAGAGAGCUUCAGUUGCUUAGAGAUCAGUUGAAAGAGGGAGAAAGGAAGACUGUGGAUCGUGAAAUCAUGACGGAUCUACAAUGGGAAGACAUCCUUCACCUUGAGACCGCUUACACCGAGCAACUGGAAGAACUUCAAGUCAUCGCGGAGAACAUCAAAGAGACAGAGCCAGAGAAGCACACGCAAGCAGUCAUGACGGACGUUACAUGGGAAGACGUAACAAACCUGGAAGAGAGCUACAAGGAACAUCUGUUGAAGCUGGAGCUUCUCGCGGAGAACAUCAAAGAUUCAGAUACAGAUGUGACUGAAAAAGAGACCAUGACCGAUCUGACGCAGGAGGAGCUACUGUAUGAAGCGGAAUCAAGCAGGAAUGAAAUCCAAGUACUGAGGAAUAAGAUCGAGAGGCUGGAGCACUUAUCACAUGAUGAUCAAGUCAGGAUCGUAACUCAAGGUCCUGAGCAGAGCCUGGCUUGCGAGCUAGGUACGCUGGAUAUGAUAGCACAUCAUGAGUAUGAUGAUGAUGUUGAUGAGGUCGGUAUGGCAGGACUUCCACAGAGUCCUCCCCCUAAACAAAGCCUUGGCGGAGACUUUGGUGAGCUUGAUGCCUUGCUGCAGUACGUGGUUGACAGUGACUCUGAUGACAACGUGGUAGAUCUUCCUCAAGGUGGUGAUACUCAACUGAGUCUGUCAGGGGAGUUGCUCCAGCUUGAUGCAAUUCAAUCCUCCUCCCGCCACAGUGACGGCGACGAUGGGCUUGUCCUCCCAGCCUGUGUACAUCACUUGGAGAAGAUAAACAAUGAGUUAGAGAAAGGCGGAACUAAUGACGAGUCCAUGCUGGCAUUGGCUAGGAGUAUGGAUGUGGGAAUGGCAAAAGGUAUCCCGACAAAUCAACCGGCCGAAGAACAGCCUGAGAAUGGCAGAAAGAGUUCUGCCCAAGAUGGUGAAGAUCCCCUUCUGUCCUUGGCUUGGAGUAUGAAUAUUGCGUUACUAGAAGAUAUGGUACAUCUCGAAAACGAGUAUCGUAAUAUAAAAUCAAAGAUCACUUACAACAAAGACACUAUGACUGAACGUAAUUUGUGCGAUCAUGCCACAAAUACGACUUCGACAAUGUCUACUGACGAUGAGACCUGUAUGACAGAUGUUGUUAUGGAGGAAUUACUAGAACAUUCGACUGUGACUGAACACCAGUUAUCACGUGACAGACUGGAAAACUGGCCUCAUCGGGCAAUACAAGAAUGGGAUACUGACAUUGUAACGGAGGACUUGAAAGAAACAUCUUCUAAUAAGGAUGAUGCGGAUGACAUAUUCAAGGACGAGUCAUUCACUGAUAGUAUAGUCCAGGACAACUCUCGCAGGACAAGUACAGAGAUAACUCUGGCCGAUCUCAAGUACUUCGAGGAGCUGGAGGUCAAACACCAUGAGCUUUUACUGGAAAAUAAGAGGAUGCGAGAGCAAGACCAACAGAUCUUGUCCAAACCCGAGACUCUAGACAGAGGAGUGAGUACUGAUCUAGGAUUUGACUACAUCCGGGAUAUCGAGCUCGAGUAUAAGAACACUCUGCAAGACAAGUCCGACGAAGAAAAAGUGGAGCGAAUGGAGAUGGAAAAGUUUUUGUCAGGAAAAGAUAACUACGAGGAAAUCGAAAAACAGGACAAAGAGAUUAACACGGAUCUGGAUCUCAAUAAAAUGCUGGAGUUUGAGAAUAAGUACCAAAAAGUAUUGGAAGAAAAGUAUGAAUGGGAGGAAAAAUGUAACGAUCUGGAAACAGAGCGGGAAAAAUGGGUGGAGAAUGCGCGUGAGGAGGUGGAAGCUCUGAGAGGACGCCUGCUACAAGAAAACGAAGAAUGGCGCGAUAAUAUGAAUAACGCGUUAGAGAUAGAGCGCGAGAGGCUAGCGAAAGAGAGGGCGGACUGGGAGGCAGAUAGGAACAGUAUUACAGAACAAGAGAAUGUUCUAAUAGAAACAAAAGAAUGGGCCGAUAAAAUGAAUCGCGAUAUGGAAUUAGAGAGGCAGAACUUAGUACUAGAGAGAGAAAGAUGGCAGGAUGCGAUCAAUGAGAAGCUGGAAGCAGAGCGAGAAAUUCUGUUGCAAGAGAAAGAGGCUUUACUAGAGCUCAGUAGACGCCCGGAAAUGAUUGAUAACGAAACAGAAACUAGUUUGAAAAUAGAAGAUAUUGCAAGCCUAGAAAAGCUCAAAGAAGAACACUAUUCUUAUUUUGAUAAGAGGAAAUUUGAAGGAACUGGAAAAGAUGACAAGGAAACGGACACAGAUUUGAACUCAGAUUACUUGGAAUACCUACAGAACGUUGAGCUAGAGCAUGAUGAGAUACUACAAGAAAAAGAGGAUCUUAUCCAGGAAAAAGAUGAGCUAUUACGGCAAAAGGAGGCGCUACUUCAGAAGAUCCAUUAUAUCGAGGAAGAUCAGGAUAAGCUAGGCGAGGCUUUGGAGGAAGAACGACAGAGGAUGCUGCAAGAGAAGUCCGACUGGUUAGAACAGGUAGAGAGGCAGAUGGAACAAGAACGUGAGGUCUUUGCCAAAGAGAAAGCUGAGUUUCAAGAUCAAAUAGAAAACCAGAUUGAAAAGGAACGUGAGAUCUUGGCAAAGGCAAGGGCCGAGAUACAAGAGCAAAUGGAGGGCCAGAUUGGACAAGAACGUGACAUUUUGGCCAAGGAGAAGGAGGAGUUCAUGGAACGAAUGUACGAGGAACUUGAGUCCGAGAGGCAGAUUAUCGGUCAAGAAAAAGACUCGUUGUUGGAGAACAGCAGACUCUUGGCUGUGAUGGUGGACUCAGAAAGUGUUACAGAGCUUAGAAUGAGAGACAUUGAGAGCCUAGAGGAGGAAAAGCAGAUUCACAUGUCGUGUGAUGAUAAGGAUGUCGUCGAGAGGCAAGAUAUUGCUCUUGUAACAGACCUUAGUAUGUACGACAUUCAAUACCUUGAAGACCUAGAAACUCUACACGAAACUUGUGAGGCUACAAUCAACGAGUUACGGGAAUCGUCCAGCGUCCCCUGUGAUAUGGACAGCACAGGAGUUAUCACAGAUCUUAAUAUGUCAGACUUACAGUACCUGGAAGAGGUCAAAGCUGUCCACGAGGGCUGUAUGCCUUCUGAGGAUGUCGAUGUGUCGGAAAAAACGGACGCUAGUGAGAGUGUUGCCGUGGAGACUGAGCUGACUUCCUCGGUGUUGGACUACCUGGAAGAAGUCGCGGCCACUCAUGAGGGGAUUGUCCAGGAAUACGAAGCGUUCAGGGAGUCUAUGUUGAAGGAUAAGGAGUCUGUCUCGGUGAUGACUGAUAUGACCGGUGAGCAUCUGGACUACCUUGGCGAAAUGGCUCUUCGAGGGGGUGAGGUCGGGGAUCUGGUGCCUGGCCUAGAUGAUGUAGACAGUGCUUUGCGACAGCUCUACGACUCCGAUGGAGAACAGGAAUCAGACCAGAGAGAAGGCACUGAUGGAGAUCAAGGAACACAGCCUAGAGAAGAUUGCGCCGUCAUGACUGAGGUUACCAUUGCAGAUAUGGCUACUCUUGAGGAGGAGUUGGUCAGCUAUAGGAAGGUCAAGGAUCUGCAAGAAACCUCCUGGGUUGUUAUAGAAGGAGAGGGACUUAGUAAGGGAGUCAACACUGACUUGGAAGGGCCUGACCUGGACUAUUUAGAGGAGGUGAGAAAAUUGUACGAAGAAAUGCAAGACAAUCAAGAAAAGACCAAUAAACAUGAGGUUAACACCAUGACGGAAUUGACUCUUUGUGAGCUGGAUGAUUUGGGUCAAGCGGCUGAGGCGUAUAACAAAUUAGAGAACUCAGGGACGUUGUCCAAGCUCGCAAAGCUGAACCCGCUGUAUGAGGAUGCGGAAGUACUUACGGAUAUCCUGAUGGAAGACAUUGAUUAUUUGAAGGAAGUAGAGUCAUUAUACAGUGAACAGAAUACGAUCAAGGUGGAUGUCUCCGUCGAGGCCAGCUUGACUGGUGAUGAAUUAGCCGAGGUAGGGAAUGUUACCAACAAAACUAAAGAUUCGAGCUCCGUGAUCUCUGAAGAUAUUUGUGCAGCAGGAGUUGUACCAGUCGUCGAGUCAGUGCAACAGGACUUUAGGGACACUCUUGAGGGUGGACGUACCUCAGACGCCGCCAUCCAGUGUAGUCUAAUGGAUGUGCUGGAGCUGCUGCAGGAGUUACAGGAGCAGCAGCAUGAGGGCGCCCCCUUGUUCAUAACAGCCAUCAAGGUUAAUCGAGAUGGCCAGGGUUUUGACCCGGUGGAGGUCAUGCUCCGCCGCCAAGCUAGUGCCUCCUCCACCCCUGUCACUCGGGACGUGAGCACAGCCAAGCGGCGCAGUGCUGAUCUGGACAAACGACACAGCAGCAACAUGUCGCUGAAUCUGGACUACACCUGGAAAUCAACGUCAAGUCUGGAUGCCACUCCCGUACAGCGACUCUCAGGGCUUAGCCGCACCGACUCCCCUCAAGUACCUCUUGCUCAGGACGAGACAUUCGACCUUUCUGACCUCGAGAGCGUUGCUAGUGAACAGGCCGACGAGGUACCCGCCUUGCAUGAUGGGAAGGAUAGCUUAGUGGCGAAGUUCGACCGAUUCCUGCUCGAGCGUAAGGACUCUGAGCUGAGUAGUCUAGCCGCCUUCAAGAAUGACAUAGCGGACGGGCCGAGCGGGAACCCGAACAAUAAGGGUGUGGAGGAGUUGCUCCGUGAGAAUGAUCGUCUGCGCGCACGUAUACAAGACCUUGAGAGAACAAAGGGGGAUUUGUCUGCGGAGGAGAUGGAGUUGCUGAGGACGAAAGUGGAGCAGCUACAACAGGCCCAGCAGGCAGGUUCCAUUUCGUGUUUACAAAACAGAAAUACAAACACAGCGCAAACUCGGUUGCUACUUGUACACGAGCUCGGCCAGGGACUGGGGAUAACCGACUCCGAUAUGGAGAGCCUGCUGUCCUUUGGGCAGGAGACCAGCGGUGCUACGUCCCCCGUGGAUAGCGCGCGCUCAGAACGGUCCCAGGAUUGGUUCCACCGCAUGAUGCAGGCCGAGUCUAUCAAGUCGGAGCAGGGUACACAAGCAGGGUCUGGUGAUGCCACCGGCCAGUCCAGCCAGACAACCGGGGACUUACUGAAACUGAUGGAGCUGUCGAAUGACGGCACGAUCCCAGAACACCUGCAAAAGGAACUUGACAGGUUGAAAGCAGAAAAUCGCGAGCUUUACGAAGAACUCAUGGAUCUCCGACGUCUUAAGUUGGCGGCAGCGACCCCAUCCUUUGCCAGGCGCACGUCAGACGAGGCUCUCGCGGACGCCCUCAGAUCAUCGCGAUUUCCUGGCGGUCAACCACGUGACGCACAAGACACCCCAGUAGAAGAACACGUGGAGCCCACGUGCAGGUCACCGGUCGAGUCUGGGAUAGACUCUGUCACGCAACUAGGUGACGGCUGGGCUACUGUCACGGAUCCGCCGCCCAAAGCACCACCCAAGCGCGACUUGGAGGAGCUGUUUAACCUGACCGUGAAUAGCAGACCGCGUGCUAAAGCGAGCUCUGUGGACAUGAUUGACGAGCCUGUUGUGCCGUGCUCGCGUGGAAGCGGCCCAGACGUGGAGCUGGAGAGGCAGCUAAUGGCGCUGGACAGCAUGGACGACCAGAGGGACAGGGCUGAGACUGUUGAAAGCUUAGACUUCGUGGAAGAUAGAUCACCUCCACCUCCUCCACCAGCAUCUCCGCCCCCACCCCUCCCUGCCGAGGAGGACAACUCUCCCCCACCCCUUCCUGCUGGCCCUCCGCCAGACGAGCCCAUGGAGCUGGAGCUAGAGGCCAUGCUCCGUGAUACCUCACCGCUGCGCGAUUCUAAGGCACUGCGGGCGCAGUCACGACAGGGACGUAACGAGAGAGUCAUUCCCCAGGAGCCCCUUGUACAGUCACGGUCCGCAUCUGGCCUGCAAGCGGAAACGUCUCCUUCACUGGAGUUCGCACCGGAUGUCGAACCGAAUGGUACGCCGUAUCAGACGCGACCACAGCCUACCCAAGCAUCUAGGACCGAUGUGAAAAGAUAUCAAGAAACACCAAAGCGAGCUCCACCACCAACUUUACCAAAGCCAAAGAUGCCGGGGCUGCGAAGGGGGCAGACCCCCGGGGGUAGAGGCAUGACCACGCCCUACUACCGAGCCUCGCUGGACGAUGAAAUGGAGGCCAUGCUACCGGCGCCCGGGUCCGUCCGGUCCAAGGCGUCCGCUAUCAAUCAGGGAGAGCUAGAUGCUCUUAACGAGAAGAUCAACUUCCUCGAGAGACAGCUCAAGAACAAAGACAAUGUCCUCAAGUCCAUGAAGACGGAGGCGACUGAACUGGAGAGCCAGGCUUUGCUUGAGCGAAGAAAUCGAGAGAUCAAGAUCAUGGAGGAGGAUAUCGCUUUUCUUAAACAAGAAAAUCAGAAGAAAGAGAGGGAGCUACUAGCCAAGAUCGGAGAGAUUAAUCGUAAGAGUUACGAGGCUGAGCAGUGGAAGGCCGAAGCUAACAACUCUGAAAGGCAGCGGAAAAGAAUUGAGUCCUCAUACCUCAACUUACAAUCCCAGGCGAAGAACUUGUACGGGGUGGACUCCAAGCUGAACGACAUCCAGUCCAAGUUCACAGAAACUGAGAAAGAGAAGUCGCAGCUCCUAGACAAGGUGAAGAAGCUUGAGAAAUCCGAGAAGGAGUUCAAGCAGCUGGAGUACAACAUUACUGUUCUGCAGAAUCAGCUGGCGGGCAUGGAGUCCGUUGAGCAGGAGCGUGACGCCGUGCUUUCCAAGUUGCGUGAGGUUGAAGAGCAGCGUGACGAUUUGUUACGUAAGGGUCGUAUGGUGGAGUCGGAGCGUAAUGAUUUCCUGCGAAACAACAAGAUCAUGGAGAUGCAGCGUGACGAGCUGGAGAGAAGAUACGCCGAGGCCCAACAGGCUCUGAUGGAUUACAAGGCCAACGUUGGUGAUGCGGAGCAGACUAAGAAAGAAUGUCAGAACAAAGUGAUGGAUGCUCAGCAUGAACGCAACUUCGCGCAGGCGCAGUACAAGAAGCUUGAGGCGGAGUAUGCAGAGUUGCAGCGCGCGCUGGCCGCCGUAACGCAAGACAGGAACUCCUUAGAAAGCAAGAUCGCCGAAUUACACGACUUGAACAGGGAACACACCAAGUUAGAAGAUGGCUUUCACACUCUCCGUCUCAAGGUUGCUGACCUGACGAGGCAAAAAGAGGAUUUGGAACUGCAAAUCCCGACACUCAAGGCGAAGGUUUCGCUCCUGAAGAAGGCGUGUAAGGAGAAGGACGACUUCAUUGAGAAGCUGAAUGAAGAGAUCAAGGAACUGCGCCACUCCAUCGCCACCUCCACUCUAGAUGACCUGUCCAAGAUCAGGAGCUACGGUUACAGCCCGGAGAACUAUGUCAAGUACGCGGGGACGCGGGACUCGGACAGAUACAACGGCAAACCAGAGGAUCUGAUUGAAGCAAGCCUGUCCUACAAUGCUGAGAAGAGCCCUAAAGCAAGAUACGUCUCAGACCAGGCCUCCUCGUACCGUGGUAAGCCGUACGUUGCCUUGCUUGACUAUGACCCCACCAAGGCGAGCGUGUCUGACCACCCUGAGCUAGAGCUGCCCCUGAGAGAGGGUGAUCACGUGACUGUUCUCAGUGAGAUGGACAUGAGCGGUUACCACGAGGCCGAGGUGAAUGGCGUGAGGGGCCUGGUGGCUAGUAUCUAUAUCGAGGAGGUGGAGGAUGGAUUACCGCCCAGGGCAUCACGGGAAGACAAUGUUGCCUCUGACAGAUUUCUCCAGCAGCCCGUGAUGUUUGACACCCUGUCCAGCGGUCAUAGCACCAUGUCUGGAGAGUCAGAGCCACGUGACCGUAUGUGCUUCGUGGCGUUGUGCGACUAUAACCCUUAUCAACAGUGCACCACAGGGAGACCGGAGAUGGAGCUACCCCUAAGGAAGGGCGACAUCUUAACGGUCACAGGGAGCCCGGAUUCAAGAGGAUUUUACAGCGCCGAGAUGGACGGUCACACCGGCUUAGUUCCAGCAAACUGCGUUGAAGAGGUGUCAUCGUCUUCCUUUCUGCAGUCGUCGCCAAGCAAGGCCCCUGAGCAAAUACUUGGUGUUCUAGACAGCAUCAGGAUUCCACGAUCUGGACGGUCUCCUCUUUCUCCAUCCCCGCGCACCCCUAUCUCUUUGUAUCCAGGCAACAGCAUCGUCCCUAUAUCACAGGUAACCCAGCCUGUAAGGGCCGCCGCCACUGCACCCGUCAGACCGAUCUUUACUGCUCAUAUGUCUCCUGCUGAGGCUGACAAACUCUCGGCUCCGAUACUCAACGGCAACCACACCGUAACCAGCGCGACCUCGCCUCCACUGCUGACCACCCACGCGCAUCAUCACAGUCUCCAGACCGUGACCAAGCCUAAGGCUCGAAGGACCAAGCCCUCGUCACAUCAGCCGACGCCCUCUAAAAUACGAGCAGGCUGCCCUUGUGCUCCAGGCAGCCUUCACGUCUUACGACCCGUCAAUAAUGACUCCCUUCUGGUCGGUUGGACACUUCCGGACAUGGACGAGUUCGGACGCAGCAAUGGAGUCCCUAUCUCUGGAUAUAAGGUCUAUGUCAAUGGUGAAUACAAGAUGGACGUGCGAAGUCAACUGAUGGCCAAGGCUCUUGUAGAUGACCUUGACCUUCGCUACCCGGUACAGCUUUCCAUCAUGACUGUAGGCGCAGAUGGUUCGUGCUCCAGUGACGUGUCUACAACCUUCACCAACACCAUCACGGGCUCUAGGAUGUCAAUUCCGCAAGCCAUACAAGGAGCCGACGACACCUCCAAAUGGCGCACAUUCGUAGCGUUGUAUGACUACGACCCGAUGAAGAGCUCCCCCAACACGAACCCUGAGUUUGAAUUGGCUUUCCGCGAGGGAGACAUCUUACGAGUGGAGGAUACUUCCCGUAAGGACGGUUUCUACUUCGGCUCGCUACAAGACAAGAAGGGUCUCAUCCCAUCUAACUUUGUGGAAGAAGUGGCAGUCGCUACUGCGCGUGCGCCAAGCGACAAAGCUUUGAAGCGUCAAGUCUCCCGCAUGUCACCAUCGUCUACGAACAGACAAGCCAGCGGUACAAAAGCCAUCGUCUCACCAACCUCCCCCACCCCUCCCGUGCUCAGACAGAAAAUGGUCGCCCUGUAUGACUACAACCCCGAGACCCAGUCCCCCCUGAGUAACCCAAGCGCCGAGCUCUCCUUCAAGAAGGGCCAGGUGGUCACCAUCCUAGGGCCCAUGAACUCCGAUGGCUACUACCAAGCAGAUAUUUCUGGCCGCCGGGGCCUGGUACCGGCUAGUUUUGUCGAGAGUGUGGCCGAGUCCCCUCGCCGUGUUGCUUUUGAUGGUAGUAAGUCGCGCAGCUAGUAGGGCAUUUUAAGGAGAGUGACUUUACUCAGAAUAAAAUCAUCCAAAGAACCAGUGCGUUACUAGCGGGUCGGGACCUUGGUGUUUAUUUAUUGGCCGUUUAUCUACAAAAUGCAUGAAUUUUUAUCUCCGAACGAAUUGUGCAAUGAUAUGAAUUAUUGUGUAGAUAUAGACUAUAAGUACAAAACUGUAUUAUUAUAAUUAAUCUUUUCUUGGUAGAGGAAUUUUUAUGCGUAAAAUCUUAAGCCUUGGAAAUUAAGACUUUGUAAUAUAUUAUUGUAGAUAGAUAUUUAUAGAUAUUGACAUUUAAUGAAUUUAUAGACAUUCUAAAUUCCCUUUCGCCCAAAUUCCCUGUAUGUCACGUCGUUAUUUUAAAUUCAUUUCACGGCAUCUUACAUACUCCACUCUGCAAAAGCCAUUGUACAGUAAAGUAAAGUAGAGUAAUUAUAGUAUUUAUUCUAACAGCUAAAUAAAGUAACAUACCCUGCUUUUAUUAAAAUUAUAUAACUGUA